AUGCAGGCCACACCGCAGAAGCAGUGGGUCGAGCUUCAGCUGCUCUGCCGGGGCCACGCCGGGAAGAACCGCAUCCUCCAGAGCCUCCUCACUUUCUACACGAAGGCGCUGCCUGCGCUGCAGCAGCAGCCGCUACCCGUCGUACCGGACGCGACGCUCAGCAUCCCGCGCCUCCUCGACAUUGUCCAGCUCUACGAAGAGGUCGUCGCGCGUGGCGGCGCCGCCCGCGUCUCGGAACAGAACCUCUGGUCCAGCGUAGCCACAUCGAUGAAGCUCAAGGUGACGGCGCCGGCACUCCAGCAGCUUUACGCCACGUGGCUCGGGUCGUUUGAGCUGCAACAAGUGCAUGGCAAGGCUGUGCACCGGCCGACGGCGCUCGAGACGAUUGCGACGCAUCCCGAGAUUCAAGCAACAACGAGCAUUCGCUACACGCCGCUGCCCAUGGUCACCAAGCGCCUCAAGACGCAUCGACAACAACUCACAGAUUUGGGCUUGCUUCACCGCCUCGUGCUCGCGCUCGACUCGACGCUGCCCGACCACAUUGCAUGGGCCUUGAACCAGCUCACCGUGCUCUCGUACGGCCACGCGUCCGACGCGGACUGCGACAUCCACUUUGACCACGCGCCCGGGCUCCUCGACGCGCUCUGCCGACAGCUCCCGCCGACACCGGAUGCAUCCUCGCCAGCGUCGGUCCUGCUCUUUGCGGCCACGGACCAGCGCGAUGCGGCCCAGCAGCAGGAGCAUGGCCUGCGAGUGCUCAAUAUCGUGCGCAACCUCAGCAUGGUGCGCGAGAAUGAAGCGCCGCUGGCAGCGCACACGACGCUCCGCACCUGGCUCUUCGCCACCCUCAAGAGCGCUUCGGACGACAGUGACGAUACGGUCGCCUAUGCCAUGGACAUUCUCGUCCAGAUGGCCCACGCCGUGAGCAUGCGCGCGGGCGAGUGGGACGUGAUCUUGCGGCCGCUCACGGCGUCGAUCCCGCGCCGGUCCCGCGUGCUCCAGUCGCUCGACAUUCUCGCCACGAGCCUCGGUGACGCCAAGCGCGUCACGAGCGUCGUCGGCCACGCGCGGUUCCCAUUGGCGCUACCGAGCAUCGUGGCGCUAUUGAGCCGCCGCCGGCAAGACGGGCAUCUCGACGAAGAUGACGACGACACGGCGGGGCUCUAUGACGACGACGACGAUGACGAUGACAUGGACGACGGCAUGGACGGGCAUGCCGCCACGCUGCAAGAAGAGCUCGGCUACGACGUCGGGCUGCUCCCGUCCCUCGCGUCGACGAGCCGCGACCUCGACGCCUCGCUGUCGCCCACGCGCGCUGGUGACCGCGUCGGGGCCAACAUGGGCAUGGUCUUCGUCUCGCGCCAAGCCGGCGCGACGCCCGAUGCGAAGAAGGCCGACUUUCAAGUCCGGGAUCUGGCGCUCCAGGUGCUCUACUACGUCGCGUCGGCCAACGAUGCGAUGCGGCUGUGGAUUGCGCGCCAGCCGGACGCCAUGGACAAGGUCGGGGCGCUCGUCGCCAGUGGCCGGGCCGAGACAGCGCGGCUGGCGGUCGGGCUUCUCUCGCAGCUGUCGCUCCACGCGGGCACGUGGCCGUACUUGAUGGCCCUCGAGCCACUGCUCUUGCGCGUCGCGACCAGCGAUGCGAGCCUCUCGGAACUUGUCGUCAACGUCAUGGCGGACGUGUACGGGAUGAAUGCGUUGCCGUAA
Messenger RNA from Saprolegnia diclina VS20, 1707 nucleotides. RefSeq lists its product as hypothetical. Lineage: Eukaryota; Oomycota; Saprolegniomycetes; Saprolegniales; Saprolegniaceae. Gene Ontology annotation, molecular function: DNA binding. Bases 1 to 1707 code for a protein of 568 amino acids. The transcript is spliced from 8 exons. The record is from RefSeq and is a predicted model, not a curated record.